Messenger RNA from Grammomys surdaster, 960 nucleotides. It is a transcript of the gene Cx3cr1, whose product is annotated as C-X3-C motif chemokine receptor 1. Gene Ontology annotation, molecular function: C-X3-C chemokine receptor activity. Gene Ontology annotation, cellular component: membrane. The annotation marks the transcript as partial. Gene Ontology annotation, biological process: immune response; cell adhesion; G protein-coupled receptor signaling pathway. The transcript is spliced from 2 exons. The record is from RefSeq and is a predicted model, not a curated record. Lineage: Eukaryota; Metazoa; Chordata; Mammalia; Rodentia; Muridae.
UGCGUGGGACUGGGUGAGUGGCUGUCACUUCCUGCAGAAGUUCCCUUCGCAUCUGCUCAGGACCUCACCAUGCCCACCUCCCUCCCCGAAUUGGAUCUAGAGAAUUUUGAGUAUGAUGAUUCCGCUGAGGCCUGUUAUUUGGGUGACAUUGUGGCCUUUGGGACCGUCUUCCUAUCCGUCUUCUACUCCCUCGUCUUCACGUUCGGUCUGGUGGGAAAUCUGUUGGUGGUCCUUGCCCUCACCAACAGCCGGAAGCCCAAGAGCAUCACCGACAUCUACCUCCUGAACCUGGCCUUGAGCGACCUGCUCUUUGUGGCCACCUUGCCCUUCUGGACUCACUACCUCAUCAGCCAUGAGGGCCUCCACAACGCCAUGUGCAAGCUCAUGACUGCCUUCUUCUUCAUUGGCUUCUUUGGGGGCAUAUUCUUCAUCACUGUCAUCAGCAUUGACCGGUACCUCGCCAUCGUCCUGGCCGCCAACUCCAUGAACAACCGGACAGUGCAGCACGGUGUCACCAUCAGUCUGGGGGUCUGGGCGGCUGCCAUCUUAGUGGCAUCACCCCAGUUCAUGUUUACAAAGAGAAAGGACAAUGAAUGUCUGGGUGACUACCCCGAGGUCCUGCAGGAAAUCUGGCCUGUGCUCCGCAACUCGGAAGUCAACAUCCUGGGCUUCGCCCUGCCCCUGCUUAUCAUGAGCUUUUGCUACUUCCGCAUCAUCCGGACGCUGUUUUCCUGCAAGAAUCGCAAGAAGGCCAGAGCUGUCAGGCUCAUCCUCCUGGUGGUUGUUGCCUUCUUUCUCUUCUGGACACCGUACAACAUCAUGAUUUUCCUGGAGACUCUCAAAUUCUACAACUUCUUCCCUAGUUGUGACAUGAGGAGGGACCUGAGGAUGGCCCUCAGUGUGACGGAGACAGUGGCGUUCAGCCACUGUUGCCUCAACCCCUUUAUCUACGCCUUUGCU